This is a messenger RNA of Dermacentor albipictus, 699 nucleotides long. The record is from RefSeq and is a predicted model, not a curated record. NCBI's taxonomy places the organism in Eukaryota, Metazoa, Arthropoda, Arachnida, Ixodida, Ixodidae.
AUGGGUGGCCAAGGCGAACUACCGCCACCUGCGUCCGGGGGUGUGGCCGCACCGGCUUUUCUGCACGAGCCACCGGUGCAGGUCGUGUUUUCGAACACGACCGGCGCCCUCGUCUCUUGCUCGGCGUCCGGACAGCCCCGGCCCGCUAUCGGUUGGGCAAACGAAAGUGGCUCUCCUCUGGAGCACAUUCCCGGAUUGCGCCGUGUCAGGCCGGACGGGACGCUAGAGUUUUUCCCGUUUCGCGGAGAGGACUACCGCCAGGAGGUUCACGCAUCCCGGUACCGCUGCAGGGCCUCCAACACUCUCGGUUCUGUGUUCAGCCGAAGCGUCCACAUCAAGGCCGUGGUGCAGCAGCAGUAUGAGAUUCGCGUCUACGACGACUUCGUAAUCCGCAUGAACACCGGCGUCCUUCGGUGUCACGUUCCGAACUACGUCAGAGAAUACGUAGUCGUGACGUCGUGGGUCCGCAGCGACGGCUUCAUCAUUUCUGUGCAAGCCAUACCAGACGAGAAUUCCAAGUACGUGGCAUUUACGACCGGCGAGCUGCACGUUCGGCGUGCGGGGCCCGAAGACAGCCAUCACUCGUUCCAGUGCCAGACCAAGGACACGCUCACCGGUGCUGUGGUCAGCAGCAUCACGGCUGGAAAACUAGUCAUUACUGGCUGGAAAGGUGAGUACAAGAGUGUGUGCCCAGCCUGA